AUGGGACAAUUCAGCAGCCGUCUCGCCGCGCUGAAAAAGAAAAAAAAAAAAAAAAAAAAAAAAAAAAAUCUUGUGCUCGGGCAAGCACCUAUACCCGAGCUAACCGAGCUUAGGUCAUUUGCUAGUUGCAAACUUUACAUCCACAACCUAAUUCGACUUCGCGUCGAAUUGAAUCUUUCCCAUUUCACCGAAAGGAGUCUCACCUUCUUUUUAUAGAUGGGCGUCGGUGACCACGCUCAAUCCCCCGGAACUCUCCAAGAGCCAGAACCUCGAGCAAUGGGCGACGCACGUACUCUACUUCCCAGCGGGCCACGGAAUACAACUCUCGGUAAACCCGACGCUUUUUCGAGGGCCCGAUGGCGAGGUGAUGACCCCGUCUUCGUUUGUGAACGCGUCCAAACGCCACCAAGUCUUCAUCUUCCCUCCUAUCUUCCCCAAGGGACACCAGAAGGUAUUCGAUCUGCCUGAGCAACGUUGGAACGCUUGGUGCAAGGCUUUGCGCAAGGUUCGCCGGGUUCACUCGGACGCCGAGGAUACCGGCCACCUUCUCUCCCUGGGGUCCCUCCAUCGGGGCAGCCAAGUCGCCUCCCCAACCAGCCCUCACCCCAACAAUCGAUCGGCCUCCUGUGUGAUGUGCCUCUCGGAAGCACCCGAGUGCCUGGCCCACCUCGCGGUCGGCUGCCCAUUUGCCCGGCGUCUCUGGUCUGCUCUGUCCCCGACCCCCCACCCAGUCUUUGUGGACUUUGUAUGUCCGGUCGUGUCUCGCUCGGAACGUCGCCUUGUCGAACUACGAGUCCUCUUCUUUCACUCGAUCUGGAGGCUCUGUCGCCGUCGCCGAUUCUCGUCGGAUCUUUUGGAACCGAUCACCGAAACGGACUUCGAGGGGCUUCGAGCCUCUAUUCAGGAGUCCAAGGGUCGCCUAAUGUCUCUGUGA
Microbotryum saponariae is the source of this 934-nucleotide messenger RNA. Lineage: Eukaryota; Fungi; Basidiomycota; Microbotryomycetes; Microbotryales; Microbotryaceae. The record is from the annotation of a GenBank genome assembly.